Molecule: messenger RNA, 753 nt
Organism: Populus euphratica (Euphrates poplar)
Lineage: Eukaryota; Viridiplantae; Streptophyta; Magnoliopsida; Malpighiales; Salicaceae
Product: indole-3-acetic acid-induced protein ARG2-like
Exons: 2
Coding region: 169-447 (92 amino acids)
Biological process (GO): response to stress
Cellular component (GO): mitochondrion
Source: RefSeq, a predicted model, not a curated record
CUUCUCUCAUCACAUAUUUUCGCAACCUUGAGCAGAGAUUCUAGAAAAAAGAAAGAAAGAGUGACUCUUUGUUUCUCUCAGCUGCUGCACAAGGUUUCUUUAAGAAAAAGAAGAAGGAAACAAAAACUUCUACUGCUGUUAAGUUCAUUCUCUUGAGUUUCUAUUACAAUGGCUCGUUCUUCCUCAAACGCAAAGGUCAUCUCUGGCUUGAUCAGCAGGGCGAUCAACGGCAGAGGAUUCUCAGCUGUUGCAUCACAAGGAGCUGCUGUGCCCAAGGCAAGAAGCGGUGCUGAUGCCAUGGUGAAGAAAACAGGGGAGGAGGUUGGCAAGUCUACCGAGAAGACUUCCUGGGUUCCAGAUCCUCGUACUGGAUUCUACAGACCAGGGAAUGUUGCUGAGGAAAUCGAUGAGGCUGGAUUACGUGCUUCCCUCUUGAAGAAACAUUGAGAAAUCACUAUCUAAUCUUAUUAAUAAAAUUUGAUUACUAUAUCAUGUUCUACGGUACAAAACGAAGGAUCGAUGGAUGCAUGUGUUUUGUGGGGGUGGUUCUGAUGCAUUGGCCGCGGGGGCUAUCGGUGUGUGUGCAAGAAAAAAAAAAAAACAGAUCUUGGCUCGAUUCGAUUAUUGUUAUGGCAUCCGUCUCUGUCCUCUCUCUGUUCAAGGGACAGAAUUCGCAGAUAUCUUACAGAUGUAAUAUCUCUUCCUAUAAAUCUAUCAUGCAAUUACAGCUUAUUUAUUAGACGAGAUCUCAAA